UCAACAUUAGCAACUAAAACGCAAACAAAAAAAACAGUAGAUGAUUAUAAAAAGAAACAACAACGAAAAUUAGAAUUAAAAAUGAUGGAAGAUUUAAGUGCAAUCGCACAAAGAUGUUUGAAGGAUGCAUUAAAGGGUGGACGAAACGAACCAACAAUAACAACAAAACGCCAACAAAUAUCAAAUGAACAGUAUAUGUUUCUUCGAAAAAAAUUUAGCGUGAGUUAAAGUUUCCUCUAACUUCAUAUAACGCAGCAUGAAAACUAAUAUUCUUGGACAAAAGGUUCUCGUUGGCAGAGCUCGCUCGAAACACGGAGGGGCAACAGGAAACUAGUUACUGCGCGAGCUCUUUUUUUUAAUUUGGCUGGUGAAAAAACAUUAUUCUAACUUAUUGAGCCGAGCCCACCUGACCGUGUUCCACUCGCUCGGACGACCUCUGCUCGUUGGAAUUUCUGAUGGUCCUCCCAAAGUAUUUUGCCUAAAAAGCAGCAGAAAACUACUAAAAUUACUAAAAGUACCGGAUACUUUUAGGGUAAUAUUUGGUAGAAAAGAAGAUCAAACUUUUUACUCUCUUUAACUAGUUUUAUUCCAGAUUUAUGAUUAACUAUUGCUUUUUUGACAAAUUAGAAUAAAAUUAGGUGUUAAUAUUUUUCAGUUAAAUUAAAAAAACAAGCUUCAGUCAUAAUUAAAUUUUUGUAGAAAAACGUAUAUUUCUGACAAAACGUGUUUACGAGAUAUAAAACAUCAGAAUUCGGAUAGACCUUCAAAUUCUGGAAAUACCGCCAAAUGAGAAUACCUCUUUACACUUAUUCAAAUCAUAAAAUUUAAAAAGAUAUUGACUAAAUGUGUCCUAUAUCGAUGACAUUACAUGGCACAUGAAAAAGUGUUUGAUGUCAUAUGAGAACAGAAGAAAAGAGUCUUCUCACGAGGGAACCUCUUGAGGUGCUAAAAAUCUUUUUGAAUGGGACUAUGUGUAAAAUGUAGGUCCUUAUGGGCUAUGAAGAACUCCAACUUCGGUCGGACGCAAUCAGCUUUGUUGCUGAGAUAUUGAAUUAUUAUUCGAAUUUUUCCAAUGGGAUCUGGAUUUCUAGUGAAAUCGGAGUUUUGAAUUUCAGGUUGAAACUUAUCACAUAUUGUAGCCAUGAUCAUUUGUGGUCCGAUGAAAAAAAGGGUGAGCCGAAAACCUCUUUCCACUACGGUGAAAGAAUUUUGUUCCAUAUUUUACCUUUGGUACCGAUAUGGAAAAAAUUCUUUCGCCGUAGUGGAAAGAGGU
This is a messenger RNA of Didymodactylos carnosus, 1273 nucleotides long. The record is from the annotation of a GenBank genome assembly. NCBI's taxonomy places the organism in Eukaryota, Metazoa, Rotifera, Eurotatoria, Philodinida, Philodinidae.